This is a messenger RNA of Purpureocillium takamizusanense, 1059 nucleotides long. RefSeq lists its product as uncharacterized. The coding region runs from base 1 to 1059 and encodes 352 amino acids. The transcript is spliced from 3 exons. The record is from RefSeq and is a predicted model, not a curated record. NCBI's taxonomy places the organism in Eukaryota, Fungi, Ascomycota, Sordariomycetes, Hypocreales, Ophiocordycipitaceae.
AUGAUCUGUGCUGAUCGGUUGGUGGACGAAGUACUUUACGGGUCUGUUCUCCAAGAAGAAGCAACCUUUGUCUCUAGAGUCCAGGAGAUUGUCAAAAGCCUCUAUGACGUCUCUGAUGAGAUACCGGUGGAGCUCGCGACGGGAUUUCCGAUGCUUAGCCACGACGUGUCUUUGAGAAUCUCGGGGGCGCUUCACCUGAUAUUCUACCACGCCCUUUUGCUCACGAUUCGGCCUGUUAUGCUUCACAUGGCUCAGCUAAUCCUGAGCGGAAAGGCACCACGCUCGGAGACGUUGUACGCUUCGCCCAUUGGAAAGCUAUGCAAAACGUGCACAGAAGCCGCGAGAAGACUGUUGGAAGUACUCAUGACUCUACGCCAGCACAAAUUCAUCACGCUUUUCGGAUUCUUUGACCUUGACGGCAUGUCUUUUGUCGCGUUCAUAAUGAUACUCACUGAGGUGUUGGACUCGGUAUGUCCAGACGACCAGAGGAUCAACCCAGCCCCGGGCCUGGGAGAAGCCUUGGGCCUGAUGGAGCACGUAGCCAGCUACGGCAACAGAUUCGCCCAGCAGUCUUUGGACGAGAUUCGGAAGACCUGGGCCCAGCUGUGUACUCGCUUCAACAUUACAAUAUCAGACAGGCUCGCCGAGUGUGCCCCCCGAAGCCCUCGCCCCGAGAAUGAGGGCGGCCAUGGUUCGAAUAUUGGUCGGACGGCGAAUCUUAGCAAUCCACUCAUCUUGCCGCACAUGCAAUACCCGCGCCGGACAUCCUUGCGUGACGAGCUCAUGUCUGGUCUCGACCGUUCCUCGCUUGAUGUCGAUCAAAACGGCACGCAAUCCAUUCUGGCGGACCUAGACAUUCGGGACAUGAAUUAUCUGUGGACGCCGCUGCUUGAGGACGAGGUGGCGCCUCAGGAAGGAGGUGCUGCAACGGCAAGCGCUGCAAGCUUCUACCAGAAUCUUUAUGGGAAUCCGCCAUGGCAGUUCACGGGAGAGGGAAUGGAGGACUUUGCGGAGUUUGGCCGUCACAUUCUCAACGAGUACUGCAAGGACUUGACUUGA